GAGUUGGGAGGUGACUCCGCUGUCUUGGUCUUGUCGGGCGGAGGGGAACUUCACAGCGGUUACGGGUGUGGCUUCAAAUGUGAUAAAUCUCAACGAGAGGAUCGAAAGAAUGCAUAGCGGCAAUACAGAUUAAAUAAAAAAUAGAGAGGGGUUAAAGACAAAUAGUUGGUGCAAAACGGAUACAUGAAUGUGGGUACAUUAGCCUAGUGGAAGCGGGAAUCCGUCUGCUUGCUCUCAACAGCUGGAAUACUUUUUUUUUGGCUGAACUUCGUGGCCCGUUUUGGUGCGUCCAACCUGUGCUGAUGGUAGGCUGUCGGAGCCACUCAUUUUGCUAAAACUCAACCAAAAAGUUCGUCAAAGUUUUUUGGUCCGUGUGUGAACUUCUCCUUUCGCGUAGGAAAUCACCGAUGCUGGCUAACUGACGGGAGUCUUUGGGGAUAUUUGAUAAAAUCACCAAGCCAAGUCCACGUUUUUUCUCUUAAAAGGAAAACUUUCUUGCGCUUGUUUUAUGAUUGCUUCCCGUGGAUGAACAAAUUCCGUCACGGUUACCACCACUCUUCAAAAACGGGAAGUCGCCUUGCUCAACUUACAGCUGCGGGACGCUUUAUAUUUGGUCUUAAAAUAAAGGCUUUCGGACACAGCGACGACUUUAACGUCACCUUGAACACAUUCUUUUUCCUGGUGAUAAUUUUUCCAACAAACAGCAGUCCUGAAGCGUGCACUGGGAACCAUGGGUUGUACAGUAAGUCAGGAAGAUAAAGCCGCGGCCGAGAGGUCUAAAAUGAUUGAUAAAAACCUGCGAGAAGAUGGGGAGAAGGCAGCGAGGGAAGUGAAACUGCUGCUGCUGGGUGCUGGGGAGUCAGGGAAGAGCACCAUUGUGAAGCAGAUGAAGAUCAUCCAUGAGGAUGGCUACUCAGAAGACGAGUGUAAGCAGUACAGAGCUGUCGUCUACAGCAACACAAUCCAGUCCAUCAUGGCCAUCAUCAAAGCCAUGGCCAACCUCAAGAUCGACUAUGAUGACACUGCUAGAGCGGAUGAUGCCCGCCAGUUGUUUGCCCUGUCAGCAGCGGCAGAGGAGCAGGGCAUCCUGCCAGAGGACCUGUCCAACGUCAUCCAACGACUGUGGGCUGACGGUGGUGUCCAGGGCUGCUUCGCACGGGCCCGCGAGUACCAACUCAACGACUCUGCAGCCUAUUACCUAAAUGACCUGGAGAGGAUAGCCAAGGCAGAUUACAUUCCCACACAGCAAGAUGUGCUGCGGACUCGAGUCAAGACCACUGGCAUUGUGGAAACACAUUUCACCUUCAAGGACCUGCACUUCAAGAUGUUUGAUGUGGGAGGCCAGCGGUCGGAAAGGAAGAAGUGGAUCCACUGCUUUGAGGGAGUCACAGCCAUUAUCUUCUGUGUAGCCAUGAGUGCUUACGACCUGGUCCUGGCUGAGGAUGAAGAGAUGAACCGGAUGCAUGAGAGCAUGAAGCUGUUUGACUCCAUCUGCAACAACAAGUGGUUCACAGAGACCUCCAUCAUCCUGUUCCUCAACAAGAAGGACCUGUUUGAGGAGAAGAUCGCUCACAGCCCUCUGACCAUCUGUUUCCCUGAGUACACUGGCCCCAACAAAUACGAGGAGGCACAGGCCUACAUCCAGACCAAAUUUGAGGACCUGAACAAGAAGAAGGACACCAAGGAGAUCUACACCCACUUCACCUGCGCCACCGACACCAAGAACGUGCAGUUUGUGUUCGAUGCCGUCACUGACGUCAUCAUCAAGAACAACCUGAAGGACUGCGGUCUCUUCUAAAACACAGCGUGAGGAAAAGUCAAGAUUACUUGAACAGUACUGAUGACCAGAGAGACGGGGGAAUAUACACAUCAUGAAUGACUGCACUGGCCAACCACGAUUUCUGCUUCGAUCUGCUUUUAAUAAAGACACCUAAGGGACUGAGAACUCAACGAGCCUUGCAGAAUUUCAAUGAUUGCUGAUCCAGUUGCUCGUAUUGUUAACUCUUUGGGCUAUGACCACAAAUCAACAUUUAUUAUUGUAUUUUCAUUGUUCUUUUUUCUUCUUUGUUUAUUUUCAAUUAGUAGAGAAGGCAAAGGAAAACUUUUUUAUAUAAAUGCAUUCAUUUUACCUUAGAAAUUCUGUUGUGCAAAUUAUUAAACUUUUAAUCACAUGAAGCUUGUUUUUUAAGAGAAAGAAGCACAGGCAUGGACAUAGAGAAUAUGAUUGAAAAAGGAAAGUGCUUUUUUAUAAUGUUUACAUAUGUUCAUCAUUCAUAGCCAAACCGCAUAUUGUCCUGCAUGACUCAAGAUGGCAAUUAUAUUAGCUCUGUAAUCUGCACAAAUUACCAUAACAUUCCUACAAAAUUAAAUAAAAAUGUCAAAAAGUUGAAAAGAAAAAAAAAAUUGCUUCACAACCAGGGGGAAAGUAUUGCAAAAAUUCUAACAGAUAUGUAAAGUAUGUGUGUACCUAACAGUCUAUUACUUUUUAUAGUAGCAGUUUCCAUGUCUGUUGCAGUAUGUCUGUGCCUUCACUUCAGUUUACAACAAUUCCUAGAUAUGCUUUCAGUACUGUUUGACCUACUGUGCGCCUAUAUUUUUCUUCCAUUUUCUGCCUCCCACCUAUGGAUAUAUAGUGAUUAUUAAUGAGAGACAAAAUCUAAUUGAGAAAAGGGUUAGUGUUUUUGGUAAAUAUUAAAAUGCUUUAAAGUCCUAUAUGAUUUAAUUUAAAUAAAAGUAGAGAUCACCUGAC
This is a messenger RNA of Myripristis murdjan (pinecone soldierfish), 2749 nucleotides long. RefSeq names its product guanine nucleotide-binding protein G(i) subunit alpha-2-like. The transcript has 9 exons. Gene Ontology annotation, biological process: G protein-coupled adenosine receptor signaling pathway; adenylate cyclase-inhibiting G protein-coupled receptor signaling pathway; gamma-aminobutyric acid signaling pathway. NCBI's taxonomy places the organism in Eukaryota, Metazoa, Chordata, Actinopteri, Holocentriformes, Holocentridae. Gene Ontology annotation, molecular function: GTP binding; G protein-coupled receptor binding; GTPase activity. Bases 731 to 1798 code for a protein of 355 amino acids. Gene Ontology annotation, cellular component: cytoplasm; heterotrimeric G-protein complex. The record is from RefSeq and is a predicted model, not a curated record.